CAAAGAUGUGUGAUCAAACCUUCGUGGUCAAUAUUUUUGCGCCCUGCGACAUUUGUAAUAAAGAGAAAGUUCUGCAACAAAUAUUUUACAAGGCGGAGAAACGCAGCUGCUGUGCGCUCUGCGUGAAACAGAUGGCAACCGAGGGGCUGCAGGAGAAGGAGACCCUGGCCGUGCUGAAGACCGAGGCGGAGAGCCUGAAGGGCAAGCUGGAAGAGGAGCGGGCCAAGCUGCACGAUGUGGAGUUGCACCAGGUGGCGGAGCGAGUGGAAGCGUUGGGACAAUUUGUGAUGAAGACACGGAGGACCCUGAAAGGCCACGGGAAUAAAGUCCUCUGUAUGGACUGGUGCAAGGACAAAAGGAGGCUCGUCAGCUCUUCCCAGGACGGGAAGGUGAUUGUUUGGGAUGGCUUUACCACCAAUAAGGAGCAUGCAGUGACGAUGCCCUGCACUUGGGUGAUGGCAUGCGCCUAUGCUCCGUCUGGAUGCGCCAUUGCAUGUGGGGGCCUGGAUAACAAAUGCUCGGUGUAUCCCCUGGCCUUUGAAAAAAAUGAGAACAUGGCCGCUAAGAAGAAAUCCGUCGCAAUGCACACAAAUUACCUGUCAGCUUGCAGCUUCACUAAUUCUGAUAUGCAGCUCUUGACUGCAAGCGGGGAUGGCACCUGUGCCCUCUGGGACGUCGAAAGUGGGCAGCUCCUACAGAGUUUCCACGGACACGGGGCAGAUGUCUUGUGCCUGGAUCUUGCUCCUUCAGAAACCGGGAACACGUUUGUGUCCGGGGGGUGUGAUAAAAAAGCAAUGAUCUGGGACAUGAGGACCGGACAAUGCAUUCAAUCCUUUGAAACCCACGAGUCGGAUAUUAACGGUGUCAGGUACUACCCGAGUGGAGACGCCUUUGCCUCUGGUUCAGAUGAUGCCACAUGCCGUUUAUAUGACCUUCGAGCAGACAGAGAGGUGGCUAUUUAUUCCAAAGAAAGCAUCAUCUUCGGAGCCUCCAGCGUGGAUUUUUCUCUUAGUGGGCGUUUAUUAUUUGCCGGCUACAACGACUACACCAUCAACGUUUGGGAUGUCCUCAAAGGAUCACGUGUCUCCAUUUUGUUCGGUCACGAGAACCGUGUGAGCACUUUGAGGGUUUCACCCGACGGGACGGCAUUUUGUUCUGGAUCAUGGGAUCACACUCUAAGGAUCUGGGCUUAAGUAGCAGGGCGGUUUCCCAACAUGUAUUCACAUAGGGAAUCAUAGGAUCGCACCCUCCCACGGAACAUCAGUUUAAUGGGGGGAGGAAAUCUGCCGCAAAGACAACCCUAAAUGGAUGGUGAAAAGAUGGAGAGAGACACCUUGUUAGUAUUUAUCACAUAGCUGCCCAAUUCAGAGCUACUUCUUAGAUAGACUAUAUUAUAAGCCUAUAUACCUUUAUCAUACGCGGGAGCGCUGGGCGAGAGAGUUUAUGUGUUGCUAUAGUCAGAACAUGUUUAUAAUUCUGUUUUUUGAAACUACCUUUCCGCCCCUUAGAUAAGAGGAUAAUCAUUCUACAAGCCAGACUUUCGGGAAAAUCGUAACUGGUUUAAGGGGACUUUAGCAUUUUAAAUCACGCUGUCCAUGUCGUGUUUGCAGGAAGUGAACGUUCCUUUCUAAAGUCAACUUGGCAUUUAAGUAGAAACCAGUGUAAGGGGUUGGUAGUUGUUUUAUUUUUUGCUUUGGGAUUUCUUUUGUUUUAAAUCUGGUGUACCUGAGGGCUUGUUGCACAUUCCAUAAUAGAAGCAGGAAGCGAGGGAGAGAUUCUCCUUCCUUGCUCUUCAAGGUCUCAGAUGACACAGAGAGAGAGAGAGAGAGAGAAAGAGAGUGCUAUGCAAUGGGUAGGCUGGAUUGGAAGUCCCCACUCAGCCGUGAAGCACACUGAGCACCCAUGGCCUCAGUCACUAUCUCUCUGCCUAGCCUACCUCAUAAGAUUGUUGUGUGUGUGUGGUGGUGGGGAAACAACACAAAGUGAUGCAGAAGACGAAUUACACUGCCUCGGUCAUCUUGGGAGUAACUUCGGGAUAGAAACGCAGGCCGCGUAAAACGAAUGUGUGGUUAGGCGAGUGGGUGCAAAGCUCUUUGAGUGGUUUGAUCUGGUUUAGUGACAGGACAUCUCCUGGUUAAUUGAGACCCCCGGCCCUAAAGAUUGUGGGGAAGGGAAAACCUGGCACAUCUCCCCUUUUCCCAUCUUCCUUUAGGCUCUUAUGGAAGGCAUCCAUCGAGCCUGGUUGGAAACUCUCUUAACUGAACCCUAAAGAAAUAAUUCAAAAUUAAAAUUGGCGGGUUGUAUUUGCUGUGCCAAAGAUAAGCAGACCUCGACAUAACAACAGUUCAUUUAGUGACCGAAGUUCCAACGGCACUGAAAUAAGCCACUUAUGACCAUUUUUCACACUUACGACCACCGCAGCAUUCCCAUGGUCACAUGAUCAAAAUUCAGGUGCUUGGGAACUGGCACGUACUUACAACGGUCGCGGUGCUCUGAGGUCACGUGAUCGCCUUUUGCUCCUCCCGAGUCGCGGAACCAGGGGCUUUGAAGCCAGGUUCACUAAACAACCUCACUACUCACUUAAUGACUGCUGUGAUUCACUUAACAACUGUGGCGAGAGAAAUCGUAAAAGGGGGCGGGAGUCGUUUCACAAAUCUCUCGCUUAGCAGCGUCAAUUCCAGUCCCAGUUGUGGGUCGGGAGUCGAGGGCUACCUGUAGCUCCUUGUGGUCACAUCCGUGGCAACAAGCUCACAUUUGUGGCUGUUUGCGGUUUUAACCUGAUUUACAACACUUUGGUGUUUACUUCCGGUUGUCAGUGAGGCUGCUUAACAACCACAGCAUUCGCUUAAUGGCUGUGGAGUUCACUUUACAACCGUGGCAGUCCCUUAAUGACUUUUAAGGUUGUAGAAUCGGGUCUGGUCAUAUGAUGAUCUGCUUGUGACCGACUUACGACUGUAAUGGGCCAGGUUUUCCUCCUAGUUGUAGGUUGAGGUCUUCCUGUCUUGUUAGAGAGACAGGAUUACUACCAGGGAUCAGUUAUUGGCCUAAGUUUUGGGGAAAUGCUAUUUUUUAAAAUUAGUUUAUAGCAAUGGUAGUCAACCUGGUCCCUACUGCCCAAUAGUGGGCGUUCC
This is a messenger RNA of Thamnophis elegans (Western terrestrial garter snake), 3131 nucleotides long. RefSeq names its product G protein subunit beta 5 (gene GNB5). Gene Ontology annotation, cellular component: heterotrimeric G-protein complex; cytoplasm. The record is from RefSeq and is a predicted model, not a curated record. The transcript is spliced from 12 exons. NCBI's taxonomy places the organism in Eukaryota, Metazoa, Chordata, Lepidosauria, Squamata, Natricidae. Gene Ontology annotation, biological process: G protein-coupled dopamine receptor signaling pathway; G protein-coupled receptor signaling pathway. Gene Ontology annotation, molecular function: signaling receptor complex adaptor activity; protein binding. Bases 6 to 1193 code for a protein of 395 amino acids.